AGGCGGAGGAAGAAUAACUUUGGAAACGUUGUUAUCAGCAUCCUACAUGGACUUCCUCACCUCCUCCCCAGCUUCGUCAGCCGCAAGCUCCUUAGCAUCCUCAGAGACCUGGGCGACCGGGAUGGACUCCACGCCCCAAAGCCAGCCCCCCUCUCUUUUGCCAAAACCUGCCUCUGCACAGCCGUGAGUGGGCAGCCGAAGGCCGCAGCUGGAGUCCAGGCCGGGAUGGAGCCCCGGCUGGGGCCCGAGGCUGCCGUCCUCCGCCGGGGCGGGCCGGCCCUGCUGCUGUGGGUCGUGGUCCUGAGCUGUUCUGUGUCCUCACCGGCUUCUCCCUCUCCUUCUCUGGUGCCCCAGGUCAGAACCAGCUACAAUUUUGGAAGGACUUUCCUCGGUCUUGAUAAAUGUAAUGCCUGCAUCGGGACAUCUAUUUGCAAGAAGUUCUUUAAAGAAGAAAUAAGGUUUGACAACUGGCUGGCUUCCCACCUCCGACUAUCUCCCGACCACUUGCCUUCUUACCCUGCAAAUUACUCAGAUGAUUCCAAAACCUGGCGCCUUGUGGAGGUCUCGAGGCUGAUCAGCAAACACCAAAAUGAGAUCUCAGACAGGAGAAUCUGUGCCUCGGCAGCAGCCCCGAAGACCUGCAGCAUAGAGCGCAUCCUACGGAAGACAGGGAGGUUCCAGAAAUGGCUGCAGGCUAAGCGCCUCACUCCGGACCUGGUGCAGGGCCUGCCCAGUCCCCUCCUGCGCUGCCCGUCACAGCGACUCCUGGACCGCGUGGUCCGGCGCUACGCUGAGGUGGCUGACGCUGGCAGCAUCUUCAUGGACCACUUCACAGACCGUGACAAGCUGCGUCUGCUCUACACGCUGGCUGUCAACCCACAUCCCAUCCUCCUACAGAUCUUCCCUGGCGCUGAGGGAUGGCCACUGCCCAAGUACCUGGGCUCCUGUGGCAGAUUCCUGGUCAGCAUCGGCACCAGCCCGCUGCAGGAAUUCUAUGGUGCACCCCCAGACCAGGCAGCCGACCUGGCUUACCAGCUCCUCGGUGUCCUGGAGUCUCUGAGGAGCAACGACUUGAACUACUUUUUCUACUUCACCCACGUUGACGCAGGCAUGUUUGGCAUCUUUAACAACGGGCAUCUGUUCAUCCGAGAUGCCAGCGCACUGGGUGUCAUCGACAAGCAGGAAGGCAGCCAAGCAGCCGCCAGGACAGGAGAGAAUAAAGACAUCUUUAGCUGCCUGGUUUCUGACUGUCAGGCCAAGCUGCCCUCCUGUGACACCGUCCCUGAGAAGCAAAGCCUGGUGCUAGUGUGUCGUCGGGUGCUGCCUCGACUUCUCCAAGGGAAGUUUCCAUCCCUGGUGCAGGAAGAGAUAGAUGCCACACUCACUCAGUGCGGGGAAGGCACCCGCCCUGACCACGAGGUCCUCGGGGCUGGCAGCCGACUGAAGGACAUCUUGAGGCCCUUGAGAACCUGUGACCCCAGAUUUGCCUACCGCUACCCAGACUGCAAAUAUAAUGACAAGUACUGAGGAUGCUGGAGCUGGCUUAACGGGCCUCCAGGGACAACAUCCUUGGCCCUCCAUUCCCGAGUCAAGUUGCUGCAAGACUGAAAGAAGCAUCUCUCUUUUAGACAUUUAGACAUUCCCAGGGACUGAGGCGCACCCCUCUUCCAACAUGCAGCUACGCAGUUGCCCUGCUGGCUGGGAUUUCAUGGAAGAGCCCCAGGGCGGGCUCAGAAGACCUGGGUGUGGACAGUCACUCGAUCUCUUUCAGAGUCAGGGGCCUCUGUUUUCCACCAGAUUUUCCAGUUAGUCUAAAAGACAGAGAUCCGAAGGGCUUCCUAUUCCCAGCCCAGUGUUUACAAAGUGUGUUUCCAAAGCAGGCCCAGUCAGGGCAACGCGACAGAGCCACGGAGGUCAGGGGCUGGUGUAGAGGGAAGGCAAUAAGGUGCAGACCGUAUCAGACGCUGACAAGAAAGGUCCCCUUCCUGCUCUCUGCACCCCUGAACUAGCCCUCAUCCCGAGGUGAGGAGACUAGGCUAAAGGCACACACGGACAAGACAUACCCUGUGCGUGUGCGAGGCAUCUCAUGCUGUGGGAAGGAGUCAGAGUAGGAAGAGAAGGGGGCGAGCUGGGGGGCCAGUGUGCCUGUCCAGUCCUCAGAGGGCAGGUGUCAAGACGGGAUGGGAUGGCAAGGACUGUAUUAGAGAAAAUGCCUGUGCAAAGCAAAGGAGGAGGGAGCGAGCCAGAGACGGCUGGGAGAGCCACCAGGUUGUAUUGCAAGUCUGAGCCCGAGGAAAAGAGAGGAGGGCGGUUCAGGCAAGAGCCUCUUAGGCUGGUUUCCUUCCCCGAGCAAACGAAGGUUGGGCCGGGCAGUCGGGGUGUUGUCGCGAAGCCAUUCUGCGUGUCUCCCAAGAAUGGGUGGCCCUUACAUCCCUGCCGCACUUGGUCACUGGUAGGGGAAGCUCAGGGUCCAAUGGCAAAGACUGAUUUCAAAGCAAGCACAGCACAGGGUGCCUAGAGCAGGAGGUUUGUUGGGGACUGAGAGAACAUUCUCAGCAGAACUACAGUCAGCGACCUGCGCCAGCUUUGUCCACAUUGAGGGCUCCAGUGCUGGAUUUGCUAAAGGGCCUGAGAAUUUUCCUACAAACUUGGCCUCAUAGGAUAUUAUAAAAGUGCUUCUCAUGGUCAACAAAUAGUACAUAUUUUAUUCAACAGUUUACUGUUUUAAAAUAUUUAACCAGGUGGUAUGUGACCUUCCAUGUACUGUUCUUGCUUUAACCAUUCAAACAUUGGUGGGGGCCUUGUUACCCAGACUUGUUGCCAGUCCUGUACCUUCUGGGGUCUCUCUGUUGGCCUCCUGUUUUCUACCUCUGACUCACCACCAUAAAGGUCAUAAUCCCUGGCCUAACAGGCCUCACUUUGCAGAUAAGGAAACUGAGGCCCAGGGGAAAGAGAGACUUACUGGGCUAAGGCCAAAACUCCUGCUUCUGGUUCUUUCCUGCUAACCUCUGACUCAUCCUGUACUAUCGUCUGGUCAUUUCACUCACAUUUAAAGAUGGACCAGAAAAGUCCAUGUCAUGGUGUACUAGGUUGCCUUUGGGGUUUUCCUUUUGACUACUCCGGGUGCUAUCUCCAGGGCAAUCAUGACAGUAAAAAUGAGAGGCCAAGCUUCUGGAAGGGCAUGCAUGAAGCUUCCUGAAAAUCUUCUGAGACAGUUGUAUUCUGGCCUAUUCUGGAAGAGAAGGGAUGAGCAUUCUUCCCAUAGCAUUGAUUUCAACCCAGAGAAACUCAUCUUAGACUUCUGACCUGGAGAAUGAGAGAAUAAAGUCACCUACUUUGUAAUAAUUUGUUAUAGCAGCCACAGGAAACUAAUACACACCCAGAGCUCCAUCUUACUGUCCCCUUCCAGAGAACCCAACCAGCAAUACUCCCCAACUCUACUGCAAUGUCAAGAAUAAGACCUAACAUGAGGGAAAAUAAGCAUCCACACCUAGGGCUGAGACCUGGAUGGUUCCAUUCCUGCAGUAACUAAGUCCCACGUAUCAGUUUUGAUCCUAAGUUCAACCCUGACAUAGUGAUCUUCUUGACAGCCCAGCCUCCAGCAGCCCCUCUGAAUUCCAUCUCUGUACCACUGAACCAUAGGUGUGUGCCACAUUUGAAGUUCUUCCCAAAGUUAUCCAUAUAGAUAUGUUCACCAACUUCUUUUCCAGCUGGGAACCCCCUGAGCGUGGUCCUUCUUGUUCCCUAUAAGAACUGGCACAGGGGGCCUCCCCUGGAGGCGCAGGUGGUUGAGUGCAGCGCUGUGAAGCUGCCCACAGCCUCUGCAGUGCCAGUUGGAUCCCGGCCGGCUGGCAAGGGUCCCAUAAGGCACGGCAGACCUCUCCUGUCGUGCCAGCUGCUCCCCUCAGCAGUGUAUUUCGUCAGUCUGCCUGUUCUGCUCCCCACUCUCUUUCUGGUGAAUUCUCUCACCCUCCCACACAUCUGGCCUGUACCCUGGUUCUUGUAUAAAUAAAUAAAUAAAUCUUAAAAAAAAAAAAAAAGAACUGGCACAGGACUGGGCACAGAACAAGUGCUCAGAAGAUAUUCUUGCUUUGAAUAAUGACUGUUUUUCAGCCCUUUAUGCUUAGUGUUUUUCAUAUACCAUGUUCUAUAGAUUGAAUAGAUGUGUCUCCGAAAAAGCCAUAUGUUGAAAUCCUAACACUCAAGGUGGUGGUACUAUGAGGUGGAGCAUUUGGGAAGUGAUUAAGUCAUGAGGAUGGAGCCUUUAUGGAUGGGAUUAGAGUUUUAAAGAAAAGACCCCUUGGAACUCCAGAACUCCCUCCCUUCAUGCACCAUAAGAGGACACAGUGAGAAGUAGCUGGCUUGAACCAGAAAGCAGGCCUUCACCAGACUCCGAAUCUGGUGGCGCCUUGACUUGGGUUUUCCGGACACCAGAGCUGUGAGAAAUAAACAUCUGUUGUUUGUAAGCAACCCAGUAUGUGGUAUCUUGUUGUAGCAGCCUGAAGGGUCUGAGGCACCUUGCUGACCAUGCACAGGACAAAGCCACUUUCUAUGAUCAGCUCUUUUCCCUCAAUAGCCAGGAGGCAGGUGAGUCAACACUCAAGUAACUUCAAGAAAAAAAUCAUUGUGUAUAUUCUCAAUCCCAUGCAAUCUGAUUGGAGAUGGUAGAGUAUUUUUCUCAGUCUCUCCAGCCUGUCAUUUUUGCCUGCAGAAACAGUUACAUAAUUGGUGGGACCCAGUGCAAAAUGAAAAUGUGGGGCCUCCUGUUAUUAGGAAUUGCAAGACAGGGGCAACAGAUUAUUAAACUAAGCACAGGCCCCAUGCAACAGCAUAGGCUAAGCUGACCUUGGGUGCCCAGGAAUUCUAAGUCUCAUUAACCUUGGUGUAGCGUUCUUAUAGUUUACUGAGGUCUCAUUGGACCAAGGAGAGUAGGUGUGGGACCAGGGCUGAUAUAUAGAAUAUUUAGCGAUGCUAUGCAAAGGAACUGACCUAUAACAACAGACUCCACCAAAGGCAGCUAUUUGACGGGCAUAAUAAUAGCCCUGCACUCAAGUCCUGCUUUUCACAUGAGGAGGCUGGUUUAAGUGAUUUGCUGAAAGUAGCAAUUUUUAGGUCUCCUGCUUUUCCAGUCAUCCCAUGUAGUGUCUGACUCCUGGUUAUAAAUGAUUCUAUGAACCUGAACCUAUGAUUCUAGAGUUUAAUAGCUUCUAGAGUUUAAUACUUCGUUGGACUUGUGUUCUUUUUUGAAAAGAACUAGAGUUCUGGAGUCAGACAGAUGUGGUUUCAAAUCAUGGCUGCUGGUUACUGCGCAUUCUUGGGCAAGUUACUUAACUUCUCUGAACCUCUCUUUCCUCGUUCAUAAAAUAGGGAAGAGGGCCUCCCCAGCGGCACAGCAGUUGAGCGCUGGGUUGCAAAGCUGCCCACGGCCUCUGCAGCGCCGCCGGUUCGAUCCCCGGCUGCUCCCCAGCCACCGGAGGAGGGUCCCGCAUGGCGCGCAGACCUCUCCUGCCGCCCGCUGCUCCCCUCAGCAGUGUACUUCGGUCCUUCUGCCUGCUCUGCUGCCCGCUCUGGCUCUGGUGAAUUCUCUCACCCUCCCGCGCUUCUGACUGUACCCAGUGCAUGUAUAAACAAACAAACAAACAAACAAACAAAUAAAACAUGCCUCUAUAAAAAAAUUAAAAAUUAAAAAUUAAUAAAGAAA
Messenger RNA from Talpa occidentalis (Iberian mole), 5701 nucleotides. It is a transcript of the gene DIPK2B, whose product is annotated as divergent protein kinase domain 2B. NCBI's taxonomy places the organism in Eukaryota, Metazoa, Chordata, Mammalia, Eulipotyphla, Talpidae. Bases 226 to 1527 code for a protein of 433 amino acids. The record is from RefSeq and is a predicted model, not a curated record. The transcript is spliced from 5 exons.